CAGCCAGGUGAGCCCGAGAUGCUGCUGCGCUUGAAGUCGGGUCUGCCGCUGCCGCUGCUCCUGGGGCUGCUCCGUGCAUUCUCCACGGGAGUCCUAGCUGCACCCGUGCAAUCCGUGGACAUGGUGGGGCUGGACUUCUCCACCCAGCAGCCGGUGCACCUGGUGAGUCCCGCCUUCCUGUCUUUCACCAUCGACGCCAACCUGGCCACAAACCCGCGGUUCUUCACCUUCCUGGGUUCUCCAAAGCUUCGUACUUUGGCCAGAGGUUUGUCUCCUGCGUACCUGAGAUUUGGUGGCACCAAGGCAGACUUUCUCGCUUUUGAUCCCAAGAAAGAGCCAACCUUUGAGGAGAGAAGUUACUGGGAAUCUCAAAUCAACCAGGAUAUUUGCAAAUCUGGAUUCAUACCUUCUGAUGUAGAGAAGAGGUUACAGUUGGAAUGGCCGUUCCAGGAACAAUUACUACUUAAAGAAGAGUAUUACAAAAGAUUCAAGAACAGCACCUAUUCAAGAAGCUUGGUGGAUACACUGUAUACUUUUGCAAAUUGCUCAGGCCUGCACUUAAUCUUUGGUCUAAAUGCCUUACUACGCACAGCAGAUUUGCAGUGGAACAGUUCUAAUGCCCAGUUGCUCCUGGACUACUGCUCUUCCAAGAGUUAUAACAUUUCCUGGGAACUAGGCAAUGAACCUAACAGUUUCCGGAAGAAGGCUGGUAUUUUCAUCGAUGGAUUACAGUUAGGAGAAGAUUUUAUUAAGUUGCAUAAACUUCUAGGAAAAUCCACUUUCAAAAAUGCAAAACUCUAUGGUCCUGAUGUUGGUCAGCCUCGAGGAAAGAUUGUUCAGAUGCUGAGGAAUUUCCUGAAGGCUGGGGGAGAAGUGAUUGAUUCAGUUACAUGGCAUCACUAUUACUUGGAUGGACGAACUGCCACCAGAGAAGAUUUUCUAAACCCUGAUGUGUUGGACACUUUUAUUUCAGCUGUGCAAAAAAUUUUUCAGGUUGUUGAGAAGACCAGACCCCACAAGAAGGUUUGGUUAGGAGAAACAAGCUCCGCAUACGGGGGUGGAGCGCCCUUGCUGUCUGACACCUUUGCCGCUGGUUUUCUGUGGCUGGAUAAACUGGGCCUGUCAGCCAGACUGGGCAUAGAAGUGGUGAUGAGGCAAGAGUUUUUCGGAGCUGGAAAGUAUCACUUAGUGGAUGAAAACUUCGAACCUUUACCUGAUUAUUGGCUCUCUCUCCUAUUCAAGAAACUGGUGGGCACCAAUGUAUUAAUGGCAACUGUGAAAGGUCAAGCCAGAAGCAAACUUCGAGUCUACCUUCAUUGCACAAACAUCAACCACCCAAGGUAUAAAGAAGGAGAUUUAACUCUGUAUGCUUUAAACCUUCAUAAUGUCACCAAGCACUUCCAAUUACCACAUUAUUUAUUUGACAAAGAAGUGGACAGGUACGUUGUAAAACCUGCAGGACCUGAUGGAUUAUUUUCCAAAUCUGUCCAACUCAAUGGUAAAACGCUGAAGAUGGUGGAUGACCAAACCCUGCCAGCUUUGACAGAAAAACCUCUCAGCCCAGGAAGUCCUCUAAGCUUGCCAGCUUUCUCAUAUGGGUUUUUUGUAAUAAGAAAUGCCAGAGUUGCUGCUUGCCUCUGAAAAUAAAAGGCAUACACUAGACUUGAGAUUGAGUUUUUCAAGUGUAUUGAGAAGAGGAAAACAAAACUCAAGCUAUAGGAAGACAAGCAGAUACAUGACAAAUCAACUAGUGGGAGCUUUAAAGACACUGAGACACUAUCAGGCUAGAUCUCACACAAUAUAUUGUUCUAAGUAAGCCACUGCAGGUAGUUAGACAUUGUGCCAAAACUGUGCUUAUACUUUGCAUGUAAUAUUUUUAUUCAAGGUUAUGGAAAAUGUGUAUGAAUGCUUCUAGUACAGCCA
Messenger RNA from Pteronotus mesoamericanus, 1923 nucleotides. It is a transcript of the gene HPSE, whose product is annotated as heparanase. Gene Ontology annotation, molecular function: hydrolase activity, acting on glycosyl bonds. Gene Ontology annotation, cellular component: membrane; extracellular matrix. Bases 19 to 1641 code for a protein of 540 amino acids. NCBI's taxonomy places the organism in Eukaryota, Metazoa, Chordata, Mammalia, Chiroptera, Mormoopidae. The record is from RefSeq and is a predicted model, not a curated record. The transcript has 12 exons. Gene Ontology annotation, biological process: angiogenesis involved in wound healing; cell-matrix adhesion.